Messenger RNA from Otolemur garnettii (small-eared galago), 4521 nucleotides. RefSeq names its product heterogeneous nuclear ribonucleoprotein D like (gene HNRNPDL). Gene Ontology annotation, cellular component: nucleoplasm. The record is from RefSeq and is a predicted model, not a curated record. The coding region runs from base 755 to 2011 and encodes 418 amino acids. NCBI's taxonomy places the organism in Eukaryota, Metazoa, Chordata, Mammalia, Primates, Galagidae. The transcript has 8 exons. Gene Ontology annotation, biological process: regulation of gene expression. Gene Ontology annotation, molecular function: poly(A) binding; poly(G) binding.
GAACGAACGCGGGAGCCGGGUGCGCGGGCACGCGCCCGCCGCAGACUGGUAGAGCGAGCGGGAGAGGCCCGGGGCACGUGCAGACGGGAGCCCCGCGAGUGGCGCGCCGGGGAUGUGAGUGCCCCCUGCCCUCUCCUGCACCCAGCCCCUCCCCGCCCACUGCCUCUGCUUUUGCAUAUUUACAGUAAUCUGACCAGACCCCGCCCAUCCUCCCGUCCUCAGCUAGCGAAAGAGGCCGCACUGGGCCUGGUUUGCGGCCGACCUUCUGGGGAAGCCUGCCGCGCCCCCUCGGCUCGCGCGCCCCUGGCGGUAGCGAAAGAGGCCCGGCGAGGCCGUCGCGCUCCCGCUUCCUGUUCGGCUGGUUCCAGCCAGCUCGAGGACAAAAUACGCGUGCGCGCGGCGGGCGGGCGGACGCGCUCGCCGCCUCAGCCGCCAGCGCCGGGCGCAGUCCGCUUUUUUUCCGGAGCAGUCCGGCCACGGUGCUAGUCGAUAACAGCAGCCGCCGCAGCAGCUCCGCACUGGGGGACCGAGGGCGGAAAAAGGCGGGGUUGACGGCUCUUUGCUAGGAGUGGGCUGGACCGGACGCCAGAGACAAAGGCUCUCAAGGCAAGAGGGACUGUGGCCCUGCGUCUGCGCUGCUCGGGAUUUCUGGCCCCAGGACUUCACCCCCCUUGGUUUUUCUCUUCUGAUUCUUUUCUCAUUCCAAGCCCGCGUCCCCUCCCGCGCGACCUCGCUCCUCACCGGGAGGGCCGCAAUGGAGGUCCCUCCCAGGCUUUCCCAUGUGCCGCCGCCAUUGUUUCCCUCCGCUCCCGCUACUUUAGCCUCCCGCAGCCUCUCCCAUUGGCGGCCGCGGGCGCCGCGGCAGCUCGCCCCGCUCCUCCCUUCGCUGGCUCCCAGCUCCGCCCGGCAGGGGGCGCGCCGGGCCCAGCGCCACGUCACCGCCCAGCAGCCCUCCCGAUUGGCGGGCGGGGCGGCUAUAAAGGGAGGGCGCAGGCGGCGGCCGGAUCUCUUCCGCCGCCAUUUUAAAUCCAGCUCCAUACAACGCUCCGCCGCCGCUGCUGCCGCGACCCGGACUGCGCGCCAGCAACCCCCUGCCGACAGCUCCGCCACCAUGGAGGACAUGAACGAGUACAGCAACAUAGAGGAAUUCGCAGAGGGAUCCAAGAUCAACGCGAGCAAGAAUCAGCAGGAUGACGGUAAAAUGUUUAUUGGAGGCUUGAGCUGGGAUACAAGCAAGAAAGAUCUGACUGAAUAUUUGUCUCGAUUUGGGGAAGUUGUAGACUGCACAAUUAAAACAGAUCCAGUCACUGGAAGAUCAAGAGGAUUUGGAUUUGUGCUUUUCAAAGAUGCUGCUAGUGUUGAUAAGGUUUUGGAACUGAAAGAACACAAACUGGAUGGCAAAUUGAUAGACCCCAAAAGAGCCAAAGCUUUAAAAGGGAAAGAGCCCCCUAAAAAGGUUUUUGUGGGAGGAUUGAGCCCAGAUACUUCUGAAGAACAGAUUAAAGAAUAUUUUGGAGCCUUUGGAGAGAUUGAAAAUAUUGAACUUCCCAUGGAUACAAAAACAAAUGAAAGGAGAGGAUUUUGUUUUAUCACAUAUACAGAUGAAGAGCCAGUAAAGAAAUUGUUAGAAAGCAGAUACCAUCAAAUUGGUUCUGGGAAGUGUGAAAUCAAAGUUGCACAGCCCAAAGAAGUAUAUAGGCAGCAACAGCAACAACAGAAAGGAGGAAGAGGUGCUGCGUCCAGUGGACGAGGUGGUACUAGGGGUAGAGGCCGAGGUCAGGGCCAAAACUGGAACCAAGGAUUUAAUAACUAUUAUGAUCAAGGAUAUGGAAAUUACAAUAAUGCCUAUGGUGGUGGCUACAGUGGCUAUGGCGGAUGUGAUUAUACUGGGUAUAACUAUGGGAACUAUGGAUACGGACAGGGAUAUGCAGACUACAGUGGCCAACAGAGCACUUAUGGCAAGGCAUCUCGAGGGGGUGGCAAUCACCAAAACAAUUACCAGCCAUACUAAAGGAGGACAUUAGAGAAACAGCGGGAACUUCAUUGCAGGCCGUGUGUCACCCUGACCACGUCUAUCUCUGGGGGUCGCACGUUGCGGGCAGAGCGCAAGGCAUACACCAGAAAACGCUGUCCUGUGGUAUGGUCUCUUCCAACUUCAUGUACCAGCGUAAAGAUUAAAGUGGAAAACUUCAGACUUUGGCUUCUUUUUUUAAUCUUUUUGGAGAUUAAGUGUCUAAACUUAACUUAAAUGGUUUUUUACAGGAGUUAAAGUACAUAAAUGCCUUUUUACAGCUUAAUCAUUUUUGGUCUUCUGUUUAGUGUUGUAUUUCAAUUGUGGAGCCUCAUUUUAAGUGUUCAUUCUUUAAGAUUUAAUGCUUGCUUUUUCUUUUUAUAGCUAAUAGUGAAAUCUACAAACCAAAACAAGAACUUUUAAAUCUGGGAUAUAAAUUAAAGAUCAUAUGCAGAAAUCAAUUCAUGUUUGUGUACUACAGUAAAUAAACUUACUUAGAAAUUUGUGUUUGUGGUAGCAUUUUACUUGGCUUACUAGAGUUGCUUCUAGUAGACCUUAAGUUAGCACAGUUCAACCUGUGAAUAUGGGAAGAUGCAUUCCCAGAUGUUCUACUGAACAGAUUUGAAUUCAAUAUUUCGGAACUCCAGGAUGAGUUUAUUAAUUAACCAAACUAUAUUUUGCCAAUAAAUAUGCAUGUGAUCUUUAAUUGAAGAAUAAAGUGAGGACUUAAAACAAUUCAUGAAAGUGGACCUUUGAAAGCUUGUCAGAGUUUCACAGUGUAAUUGCUAUUUUGUUUUUGUUUUUAGGAGGAAAUGCUAACGUAACCCAUCUUGCAGGACAACAGCGAAGAUUGGUCUUCUGUUGAUCUAAGAUGAUUAUUUUGUAAAAGACUUUCUAGUGUACAAGACACAAAUGUGUCCAACUGUAUAUAGCUGCCAAUUAGUUUUCUUUGUUUUUACUUCGUCCUUUGCUAUCUGUGUUAUGACUCAAUGUGGAUUUGUGUUUAUAUACAUUUUGUUUGUAUGACUUCAUGUUAAACUUCAAAUAAAUGCUUCCUUAUGUGAUUGUUUUUCUGCGUCAGGUACUACAUAGCUCUGUAAAAAUGUAAUAUUUAAAUAAGCAAUAAUUGAGGCACAGUUUAUUUUGUAGGAAGUGUUGACCCAUGGGGAGAAAUGAUGGUCCUUUGUAAGUAGCCAGCCACAUUGUCAUCUUGUUCCCCAAUUGGUAGAUGUAUUUUGUGCUCUUGAGGCUUCCUCUCCCUGUUUACUGUUUACACCACACCUUUGAAUAAGAUUCUUUUCUCCAUGGUUAUCUGAAGACAUUGUCAUAAGACUGUCAUAGUAUUGUGCUUAAUGAAAGAUUUCUAGUAGACCUUGUGUCUACUAGACUGUAUUUUUAAGAAAAGUACCUUUUUAACACAAAAAUACUAUCUUUUUGCUUUGUUCUUAUCUGGAAAGGCAUUUUUAAGUUACUAAUUUUGGCUGUAGAGUUCUAAUCAAUGGUCUGCUAGAAGCAGCUUUGGCCAAUAAUAGUGCCAUGACACUAAUUCUCUUGAUAAAAAUGCAAGUAUGCAUAGGAAAACUAUAAAACUGUUAGGAGCUAUGGUUUAAGAGCACUGGAAGUAGUUAUAAGGAUUUGGCGGGUGAGGUGUGAGAUUAUGCAUCAAAGUUUGAUCAAAAGUCAACAUUUGGAGUAGAGGCAGAAUAGCUAAAUUUAGUUGUAUUCUGUUACGUUACAGCUACCACAAAGCUGAAGAAAGUAUUUUCUAUGGGCAUUCUUAACCAAGCUGUACUACAGUUAACUGUUACACUGUGUGAGUGAGAAAAAGUCAUGAUAGUAAAUCUCAUUUUUUAAUAGUGCAUGAAUUGAGUAGUUAAGCAUUUUCCAUAUUCAGAUAUAGGAAGGAAUAGUAAGAAAACAUAUCUUGAGAGUGUUAAAUGUUGAUCCAAGUGUGACUGACUCAUGUCACUACAGUGGAUCUUCCUGGUACACUAAAAAACAUAAUAACUAAGCUUAGAGGACCUCCUGAGUAAAAAGCUUUGAAUUCUGCCCUCAGUGUAGUUAAUUGGUUUUAGGGAAAUCUGUUUUCCCGGUUACCUGCUGGGACUGGCAUACAUGUUCACAUGCAGAGUAGGUGAUCUCAACUAGUGUUAACUUUUUUAUGCUGACAGACUUGCCUUGUUUCUUUUUAAUUUGGUGCCUACAUUUUUUUCCCCCACUGACGUUUAUAUUUGCUGGGCUAUCAAGUUACAGUGCUCUUGGCCUUUUUGCUCCUGCUUUUUGUUAUUUGACCUUACACCUAGGCCAAGUACUAGUGUUGGCUACUGCAGGGGAUUCUGUUCAUUCUUAAACACAACGUUAGGGGCUGGAAGGGAGUUCAUUUUAAGUUGUGCUGUCAGGUGCAGUGUCUAGAGUAGUGAAUCUUGUAAAUUCAGAUUUAUGAUUAGGUGACAAGUUGACAUUGAGAUUGUCCUUUUCCCUGAUCAAAAAUGAAUAAAGCCUUUUUAAAC